This is a messenger RNA of Linum trigynum, 2486 nucleotides long. The record is from the annotation of a GenBank genome assembly. NCBI's taxonomy places the organism in Eukaryota, Viridiplantae, Streptophyta, Magnoliopsida, Malpighiales, Linaceae.
CUAUGUCACCCAAGUUUUGGGUCCUAACAAUACCCGGAUCCAGGUGGUGAGCGUCCCUCUGCCUGUUCCCCUUGGUAAAGAAAAUGUUGACCCAAACUAUAGCACAUCAUCGGCAAGGAAGCAUUAUCGGAGAAAAUCAGGAGCUAAUGGAAAGUCACCAAAUGCUUCCAAGAAGAAAGGUCUGAGUUUGAAGACUACGAAGAAGUGGAUAAAUACGAAAUCACACUGUGAAGAGGGACAUGAAACGCGAGCUUAGAGACAGAAUCAAGGACCCCUCCUUCCCAAUUACCAUCCAUGCAAUCAAAGAUCUCUUCGCCAAGACCAUGUCAAAUCCAGCAAUCACGGCCCCUCCAUCGACUUCGAAAGGGAUAGACGAGACGAUGACGGAUACUGGAGGGGACAACACAGCAACGGAGAGUAGGGAGCAGAGCUGCACCCAGAACACCAACCGGAGACUUAGGCCGCUGUCGAUUUUGAAUCCCCCUAACAUUUCUUUCCCUGUCUCUAUAUCUAUGUCUAUUUGUCCAAGUUCUAAAAUUCUUUCUUGGAAGCUAGCCAAUAACACCUAACAGUCAAAGUGUCCAAACAAACACACACAGAUUGGCUCUUAACUGGCGUUUAUGGCAGCCUUAAGAACAGUUAUCAUCACCUUCGCUGAAAUCAUCUUAUACACACUGGACGGAAUGCUACCAUUCCAUGGUUGGUGACUGGGGAUUUGAACGCGAUUUGUCUCCCUAAUGAGAAAACUGGAUUGCUAUCGACUACAGCCCUUAGACGAUGCCAGCGCUUCUCCAACUGAAUUAACGAGGCAAAUUUCCUUGAUCUGGGUUCUCGGGACCUCAAUUUACCUAGUUCAGAGGCGAUACUGCAGCUACUUUCAAGGCCAGCCGCAUUGACCGUAGCCUCUGCAAUACAUAUUGGAAUUCCCUGUUUACGAAUACUUCAGUCCGACAUCUCCCGAAGAUUAAUUCGGAUCAUCUUUCUAUCCUCACCUCGUAUAUUGCUUUUGGUUCUAACACCGGAGUAUCCGGGCUUUUUCGUUUUGAAAUGGCCUGGCUGCUACACGAUAAGUUCUCUGAUUUUUUCGCAGGUGCUUGGAACGUAGAGGGAGACCUUCAUCCAGAACCUGAGUGAUGUUGCUGCUAAGCUUCAAGAUUGGAACAAACUCGCCUUUGGCAUCAUAAAUCACCAUAAAAGGAGACUGCUGGCUAGGAUUCAGGGAGUUGAAAACCGUCUCACCUCAACAUCGACUACAUGGCUGAUCAAACUACUCGCCAAGCUUGAAAUAGAACUCAACGAUCUUCUGGCUCAAAAAGAAUUGAUCUGGUUUCAGCGUACUAAAGAAAAUUGGGUCAAAUUUGGAGAACAGAACACCUCCUACUUCCACCAACAAGCUAAUCGCUGCAGAAGGAAGAGGAAAAUUCUGGCUCUUCGAAAUCCAGAGGGAGAGUGGAUAGAUGAUCCAAGACAACUUUGCAGGCUGGUUCUAGACUUCUAUACAACUCUGUAUACCCAGGAUGACCCCCAUUACUGCGACUUGAUGCCUAAGGUCCGCUUCCCUCAUCUUCGAAACGAGGAGCUCCUUUCUCUCUUGCGUCCUUUUCAAAUUAAUGAUUUUCAUAGAGCCAUUUUUUAUAUGAAACCGUUUGCCGCCCUUGGUUCAGAUGGUCUUCAAGCGGUUUUUUAUCAAAAAUUGUGGCAUCUAGUUGGCAAGAACUUGACUAAUAUGGCUUUAUUGUUUAUCAAUACAGGGGAGAUCAAAGAGGAGGUUUUGGAAUCUACUGUGGUACUCAUCCCCAAAGUUGAGCACCCGGAGUAUCCGGCUCAAUUCCGUCCCAUCUGCCUCAAUAAUGUUUGCUUGAAGGACAUUACCAAGGCUUUCACCAACAGGCUGAAACCGCUCAUGGGAAGAUGGAUUGCGCCGAUCCAAAGCAUCUUCAUUGUCGGUUGUCAGACCAAUGAUAUCAUUAUCAUCCUGUAGGAGGUUCUUCACUCUUUCUGAAAAAAGAAGGGCAAUAAGGGAGGACUAAUCAUGAAGAUUGACUUAGAGAAGGCAUAUAACCGGCUUAGAUGGGACUUCAUCAGAGACACUCUAGUGGAGACUGGCCUCCCGAGCACCUGGAUAAGUCACAUUAUAUUUUGUGUUCAACAAAACAAAAUGCGUCUAAACUGGAAUGGCCAGCUCACAGAUCCUAUCACCCCUUCUAGAGGAGUCCGUCGGGGGGGUGGGGGGGCCUCUCUCCCUAUUUAUUUUUGCUUAGCAUGGAACGCUUGUCCCACAGGAUUGAGCUGGCGGUGACUGAGAAACGUUGGAAACCUCUAGCUCUAACUAGGAACUGCCCCAAAAUUUCUCACAUGUUCUAUGCUGACGAUUUAAUUUAGUUUAGAGAGGCUGAAGGUCAUCAAAUUGACAUCAUCAGAUAUCUUGAUGAAUUCUUUUCUAGCUCUGGACAACGUGUUAAUUUGAACAAAUCUGUUAUGAUGGU